Mesorhabditis spiculigera is the source of this 504-nucleotide messenger RNA. The record is from the annotation of a GenBank genome assembly. Lineage: Eukaryota; Metazoa; Nematoda; Chromadorea; Rhabditida; Rhabditidae.
AUGGCAGGGCGAAAUUUGGAGUUAGAAGCCCGCAUGCGUCAACAACUCGAAGCUGCAAUAAUGGCCCGAGGUGGUGGCCAGUCCGGCAUGCUAAAUAUCCCUAAUAUGGCUGCCAUCCAAACUAUGCAAAAUAUUCCUGGUAUACCUAAUCGCCAGAUGGGAGCGGGACUAUCAGAAACAGACGCCCAAUUCCUCUACCUAAUGACACAAUCCCCGGAAGCGAUGUUACAUUCCCAAAUGGCCUCUGCCAGCAACCCGGCCCUCCAAAACUACCAAAACAUACGCCCGAUCAUCCCGAUGAAUCAACAAUUCCCACAGAUCUCCCAAAUCCCGCCAUAUAUGAUGAAUUCCGGAGGCUAUGGCCAGCUUGGAAACUACCCAUAUAUGCCAAAUAUGGGGUAUUUACCGCCCUAUGCCUAUCAAAUGAUGCAGCAGCAGUAUGGUGCCGCAAAUUCAAUAUACCCAUUUGCCGCAAUGUACCCGAGGGGCGGUUUUCCGAUUAAA